AUGGCAGCAACAUCCAGUUCUACCCAAGGAACCUUACCUUAUGGUCUACCUGAAGAAAGGCGGAAUCGUUCCUGCCUCCCCGUCACGGACUGGGAAGGAAGGUAUAAUGACGAAGAAGGCGUGAGAUGUCCGUAUAUCCGGGGAAAGAGCCACGGGGCCAAGUUUUACAACCUACGGAGUACCGCAGUUGCUCGCUCCUUCAUUCCGUACCAGUGUUUCUUCGUAACACUCUACCAACGCAUUCCCCGCCAGACUUCUCCAUUCUCUGCCCCAUGUGCUCCAUCCCCCGGUCCCAUAACUUGUAAUAUAUCCCUACCGAGUACUCGUACUCUGCACGGAACCAAUGCUACUGCUACUGCUACCCCUACUGCGACUCCUCACUUCCUCCUUCCCAUGCUCCAUUCUCACGCGUCCAAAGCGGCCUCCUCAAUCCGACCUACAGUCCUCCAACCUGACAUCUGGGCUUGUUGCUCCCGCCAGCAACGCUUAUUCACGAACCUCCCUGUCUCUCUUACCGAAAUCUUUCCUGUCAUCCAACAUCACUCGUCUCCCCUUGGUCACUUUCGUAUCUCGAUACUGACUGACUGUCCAUGUCAUACACGCAUCUCGGAUAACUCACCAUCAACUUCUGCCUACUCCUCUUCACCCGCUCAAAACCCGCCCGGAGCUGCUCCGCGACUCCUUACCCUCGUUGCCAUCGACCUGGAUCAUCAAGGAGGCGUCUCAAGAAUAGCUCCGCUUACAACUCGCCAAUCCCUGCUGUAG
Messenger RNA from Colletotrichum lupini, 765 nucleotides. RefSeq lists its product as uncharacterized. Bases 1 to 765 code for a protein of 254 amino acids. The record is from RefSeq and is a predicted model, not a curated record. The transcript is spliced from 5 exons. NCBI's taxonomy places the organism in Eukaryota, Fungi, Ascomycota, Sordariomycetes, Glomerellales, Glomerellaceae.